AUGCUGUGCCGAGGGCACCCGGCCGUCGGCAUAGAGGCGCAUUCCUGUAGUGACUUCGCCUCAGAUGGUAGCAACACCAUCACUGUCUCGCUCUUGAACUAUGUUCAGGACAGUGUAAGCUGGCAGCUUGGGUUCGGGAUCCCAUGCGUCACCAUGGCACUUGCUCUCGCCGUCUUCUUGCUCGGAACCAAGACCUACCGUUUCUACCCUCCAGCAAGAAACGCGGGCCUACUUGCGCAGCUCAGUGAACCACUUGUCGCGAGGAUCAAGUCUUGGCACUCCUCAUGGCGUUCCAAAUUACAUCACGAUUCACAGCCCUUGCUCGACGGCGCUUCAUUGAGGAGCACUGGCGAUGCAGGUUUCCCUCAUGAAGCCACAUCAAUGCUCAAAUUGUUUCCAAUUUGGUCGGCAUGCCUGGUCUACGCAGUUGUCUUCGCGCAGUGGUCUACUUUAUUCACCAAGCAAGCGGGCACGCUGGACAGGAGAGUAGGCAGCUUGGUAGUACCAGCCGCUGCGCUGCAAAACCUGAGCCACGCCGCGGUCAUGAUCUUCCUGCCCAUCUAUGAUCGGAUCCUCGUUCCACUGGCUAGGAAACACACCAAGAACCCUCAUGGCAUCACAAUUCUGCAGAGGAUUGGUGUCGGGCUGGCUACUUCGGUCGUUGCAAUGAUCAUCGCUGCCCUGGUGGAGAUGAAGAGGCUCCGAAUUGCAGCAGACAAUGGCAUCCUGGAUGAACCUGAUGCUGCUGUUCCUAUGAGCUUACUGUGGGUGGUUCCUCAGUUCAUCCUGGCUGGGUUGUCCGGCGUGUUCGGAGUUGUCGGCCUGCAAGAGUUCUUCUAUGACCAGGUGCCAGACUCCCUCCGCAGCUUGGGCAUAGCUCUGUACCUCAGCAUAGCUGGGGUUGGCUGCUUCAUCAGUAGCUUUCUUGUGUACGCCAUUGACAAGGUGACCACUUCUGCGGGAGGGAGCUGGUUCUCGAACAAUCUCAACAGGGCGCAUCUCGAUUACUUCUUCUGGCUUCUGGCUGUGCUCAGUGCCUUGGCUUUCUCUGCUUACCUGCACUUUGCACAGGCUUAUGUUGUUAAGAAAAGGGACAAUUCAGUUUUGGUACAAUGA
Molecule: messenger RNA, 1116 nt
Organism: Lolium rigidum
Lineage: Eukaryota; Viridiplantae; Streptophyta; Magnoliopsida; Poales; Poaceae
Product: protein NRT1/ PTR FAMILY 5.10-like
Exons: 3
Coding region: 1-1116 (371 amino acids)
Biological process (GO): transmembrane transport
Cellular component (GO): membrane
Molecular function (GO): transmembrane transporter activity
Source: RefSeq, a predicted model, not a curated record